AAGUGGACAGAUUAGUCAGCAUAUCGGCGAUGCAGGGCCCACGGAAGACCCCCCGCGCCUUACGCUCGCGCUUUAGCGGGGAUUGCACUGGAAAAGGCGCCUUAGCGGCAGGCGCUUGCCGGGAAGCCCAGGGCGCGUGCGCGGGGGCCGGCGGCGCCAAAUUUAGCGGGGAGAGAGGGAGGGGCCGAGCUUUUGUUUGAUGGAAUCUGUUUACUCUUUUUUUUUUUUUUUUGUACGCUUUAAUCUCAACCUGCUUCCUGCUCCCUAGGAACACACUUGAAGCUGAACACUUGCUGCAGCGAGCACUCCUUCCGCACCUUGGGGAUGAUGGCUAGGCGGCCAAGGCACAGUGUUUACAGCAGUGAUGAGGAUGAUGAAGAAAUUGAAAUGUAUGAUCAUGACUAUGAUGGGCCUUUGCCAAAAUCAGGGAAAAGACAUUUAGGAAAAACUAGAUGGACCAGAGAAGAAGAUGAAAAAUUAAAAAAACUUGUUGAGCACCAUGGAACAGAAGACUGGAAAGUGAUUGCUAACUUUCUUGCUAACCGGACAGAUGUGCAGUGCCAACACCGGUGGCAGAAGGUUUUAAACCCAGAACUUAUUAAAGGGCCAUGGACAAAAGAAGAAGAUCAAAGGGUUAUUGAGCUGGUUCAGAAAUAUGGCCCCAAACGGUGGUCUGUUAUUGCAAAGCACUUAAAAGGAAGAAUUGGUAAGCAGUGCCGGGAGAGGUGGCAUAAUCAUCUAAAUCCAGAAGUUAAAAAAACUUCCUGGACAGAAGAAGAGGACAAAAUAAUUUAUCAAGCACACAAGAGACUGGGCAACAGAUGGGCAGAAAUUGCGAAACUACUCCCUGGAAGGACAGAUAAUGCUAUCAAGAACCACUGGAAUUCUACAAUGCGUCGCAAGGUUGAACAAGAAGGUUAUCUCCAGCACUCCCCCAAAGCAGGCCAGCCAGCCCUAGCCACAAAUUAUUCAAAGGCUAACCACAUAAUGGGCUUCGCCCAUUCUCCUUCACCAACUCAGAUACAAACAACACAACCCACACUGAGUGGAGACUAUCAGUACUACCACAUCCCAGAAACGCAAAAUAUUGCUGCUCAGCUUCCUUUUCCUGUAGCUCUACAUGUGAAUAUACUGAACAUUUCCCAGUCCGCCAACGGAACUUCAUCUAUUCAGAGACACUAUAAUGAGGAAGAUCCUGACAAAGAGAAAAGAAUAAAGGAAUUAGAGUUGCUACUUAUGUCAACUGAGAAUGAACUGAGAGGGCAGCAAGCAUUACCAAAUCAGGUGCCAAACUACCCAGGAUGGAGUGGACCCCACAUAGCUGGUAGCACAGUGCCACAUCGGGAGACUGUUGCUAUUUCCUGCUUGCCAGAGCAGCCACAGUCCUGUGCGCCUCCGACGCCAAUAGACCACAGCUGUGCCUCGGAAGAGAGCGUCUCUCCGGCGCAGAGCAUGGUGGGAAGUCAGAAUAAUGUUUUGUCCCCUCUCCCUGAAUACACAGAAACACUUCAGCUAAUCGAUUCAGAUCCAUCCACGUGGGGCAACCUCAACAGUUUUGAACUACUUGAAGGUGCAGAUGCUUCGUCUUGCAAAUCACCGGAAGCCAAAUGUACAGAGCUUCAGCAAACAGAAACUGGGGGGUGUGAGGGUAGCAGGAAUACUAAAGCACUCUCACGAGAAAAGAGUCUGUGUCAGGGAUCUCCUGCUUCACCAGAGUCUCUGUCAGCCUCAAAGUUCAGUGACUCCCCCUCAGUCACCCUUCGAAAACGGAAAAGAAAUGCCAGUCUGUCAGCCACUUGUGAAGUGCUGGUAGACCUCGCCUGCUCAACUCCCAAGCGUUCCCCUGUCAAAAGCCUGCCCUUCUCACCUUCUCAGUUUUUUAACACUUCUUCAAAUCAAGAAAACCUUGAGAUGGACACCCCGGCGUUAACCUCCACUCCCGUCUGUGCUCAGAAAACUUUGACAAAUACUACAUUGCACAGGGAUCACACGCCUAAACCUCAGAAAGAGAAUGAUGUCUUUAGAACUCCAAAUAUCAGGCGAUCAAUCAUGGAGACAUCACCAAGGACCCCGACCCCUUUCAAGACUGCACUUGCUUUACAAGAAAUUAAAUAUGGCCCGUUAAAAAUGCUGCCUCAAACUCCACAUCUUGAACAAGACUUGGAAGAAGUAAUCAAGCAAGAAACUGAUGAAUCAGGAAUUUCUGCAUGUUUACAUGAAGAGGAACAUCAAAUUUUAAAGAAAAUCAAACAAGAGGUGGAAUCUCCUAGUGAAAGGAUACGAAACAUUUUUCAUUGGGAAGGGACAAGUCUCAACACUCAACUUUUUACACAAAGCAGUUCUUUGGACGAUGCACCAGUAUGUAAUAUUCUCACAAGUUCAGUGUUAAUGAUGCCGGUGGUCAACAAAAGCGAAGACAAUCUCAUUAAAGCUCUUAAUGUGCCUCGAAGACCUAUGGGAAGCCCUUUACAGCAGUUCGGUGCGUGGGAAGCAGUGGCAUGUGGGAAGACUGAAGAUCAAAUCCAUGUAACUGAGCAGGCGCACAAGUACAUUAACACAUUCUCAGCCAGGACGUUAGUCAUGUAGAGGUUUCAUACUAAGCAUUACUUUAAAAGAAAAAAAAAUGCAAGAGAACCAAAACACUUCACGUUGAUUUCAAUCAACAUUCCCUCUACAUGAAGACGGGGAGCCUAUUUGUUGUGGUACAACAGUUGGGAGCAGGCAUAUUUUGGUUUGCCAUUAUGCAUACACUUGUUGGAUUUCAACCAACCAAAGAGAACUUUAAAAAAAAAAAAAAAAAAAAAAAAAGACAAGCGUACCUGAAUUAUAGGAAGGUUUGAAAAAUAUUUUCAUAAAUGUUUUUAUAAUAUAAAAGAACAACCUGCAUAAUUUAUUUUUUUUAAGAUUGUUUUUUAAUUGGCAAAACAAGCAGUGUUUGAGGCCAGUAUUCAUUUUUUUAAUUGUUCUUCUGUUGCUGCAAGAGUUGUGGGAGGAACAGAUGUACAGAAUAACAGUAUACACUUACUGCACUGAUGGGAAGUAUUCUGUUGAAGCAUUAUUAAGAAAAAUAAGCAAUGAUAAUCAAAAUUCUAAAUAUUUAGGAGACAAUCCUGUUAAAAGUGUUUUUUGGGUUUGUGUGUGUGUUUUUUUUUUUUUUUGGUGUCAUAACAAAUUUUAAUGAAAAAAAAUUAGCUUGUCUGAAAAUACUGUAUGAAAUAUAGUUUUAUUUGAACAAAUGUAUUAUAUUAUCUAAUUUAAUUUUUUUUUGUUGUAAAUGCCAAAUGGAAGAGGGAGGGGGUCCUUUGCUGCUACAAGAUUUAGCAUGUGGACUGUUUUCGUCAAAGGAGAGUAAAGCUUUACUAAAUUGGCGAAUGCUGCACCAGCAUUUUGAAGGUGAUUCUUUGUAAACACUUCUUGGGAGAUAACAGGGUCUUGCACCUUGACAAUUAGGGAAACACUUUUUUUGGUCAUAUUCUGUGUCUAUGCAUUUAACUUUUUGUCCUUUUUUUUUUUUUUAUUUUUACAAGAAAACUGCCGUAGCAAAUAUCUGACAAAGAACACUUGGCAUAGAAAAAUGUAAUAAACCUUUCUGCCUUUUUUUUUUUUUUUUUUUUUUUUUAUAAACUUGCUUAUGGUGCAACUUACCUGCACUUAUGUUUCAUACUUUUUAUACUUAAACUGCCUUGUAAAUAAUGUGUGCUUGAGUUUGUUUUUAUAAAAUAUCUGUCAUUUUAUAUGGUGUUUUUCUUUUUUAAAUAAAAACUGUAUUUAAUUCAUGUAUGGUAA
Erpetoichthys calabaricus (reedfish) is the source of this 3786-nucleotide messenger RNA. RefSeq names its product v-myb avian myeloblastosis viral oncogene homolog (gene myb). Gene Ontology annotation, molecular function: DNA-binding transcription factor activity, RNA polymerase II-specific; RNA polymerase II cis-regulatory region sequence-specific DNA binding. Gene Ontology annotation, biological process: regulation of DNA-templated transcription. The record is from RefSeq and is a predicted model, not a curated record. Gene Ontology annotation, cellular component: nucleus. The coding region runs from base 325 to 2586 and encodes 753 amino acids. The transcript has 16 exons. NCBI's taxonomy places the organism in Eukaryota, Metazoa, Chordata, Cladistia, Polypteriformes, Polypteridae.